GGAGAGAGCCUGCCACAAGCGGUGUGCCUGUCGCUUCCAGGGCAUUGGGUGAGAAUCCACAGCCCAGCCAUGCCGGGCCUGUACACAGCUGUGCUUGGGCUCCUGGUCCUCCUGCCCCUUGUGGGGAAUAUCUUCUUCCCCUACCUUUGGUUGGACCUGGUCUUUCUCUUCUCCAUAAUACAAACGGGAUACGGAAUCAAGAAGCGUCUCCAACGCAAACCUCCCGUCACCAUGCUGGACGUCUUCUUGGACAAAGUCCAGAAACACCCAGAGAAGCCCCUGAUUCUCUUCGAAGACAAGUCCUUUUCCUACCGAGAAGUCGACCGGCGCAGCAGCCAGGUGGCCCAAGUGCUCCAGGGCCACGUGGGGCUGAAAGAAGGGGAAACGGCAGCUGUUUUCUUGAAGAACAUCCCAGCCUAUCUCUGGGUCUGGCUGGGCUUGGGGAAGAUUGGCUGUGCCAUGGCCUGCAUCAACUACAACAUCCGACUGAAGUCUCUCUUGCAUGUGCUCAGUACCUGUGAGGCCAAAGUGUUACUGACCACGCCAGAUUUGAAGUUGGCCAUUGAGGAUGUCCUGCCUACUCUACAGAAGGAAGGGGUACGGGUAUUCUACCUGAGCGAUGGCUCCCCAACGAAGGGCGUGGAAGCUUUGCUGGGAAAAAUCAAAUCCAGCUCAGCUGAACCAGUGCCUCUUUCCUGCAGAGCCAAUACAACUCCUACAUCUGCAUCCCUUUAUGUUUUUACCUCUGGGACCACAGGGCUACCAAAAGCUGCUAUCAUCAACCAGAAGAAGAUGUUGUUUGUAGCCAACCUGUUCGGCCUGUGUGGGGGCCAUUCCAAGGAUACCAUGUACGCUCCACUUCCCUUGUACCACAUGGCUGCAUUUGCUGGGAUUUUAGGAUGUGUGGAAGUUGGAGCUACAUUUGUCCUGAAGUCAAAGUUUUCUGUUUCCCAGUACUGGGAUGAUUGCAGACGAUACCGUGUCUCUGUGAUCCAGUAUAUCGGAGAAACUAUGCGCUACCUGUGCAACGCACCAAAGAAGGACAGUGACCACAACCACAAUGUUCGAGUAGCGAUCGGUAACGGCAUGCGGUCGGAGGUCUGGAAGGAGUUCUUGCGCCGAUUUGGACCCAUCCAAAUCAGAGAGCUCUAUGGUUCCACAGAGGGGAAUGCUGGGUUUUUGAACUACACAGGGAAAGUUGGAGCUGUGGGAAGGACCAACUUCAUCUACAAGAAACUGGUGCAGUAUGAACUUAUUCAAUAUGACAUUGAGAAGGAUGAGCCUGUGAGGGAUGAGAGAGGGCUUUGCAUCCCCGUGGCUUUGGGUGAGACAGGUUUACUGCUGGCCAAGAUCACUAGGCUCAACCCAUUCUUUGGUUACGCAGGAGACCACAAGGAAACAGAAAAGAAGAUUCUUAGGGAUGUCUUGAAGAAAGGAGAUGCCUACUUCAACAGUGGUGACCUUAUGAUGCAAGACCAUGAAGGCUUUAUAUACUUCAAGGAUCGGGUGGGAGACACUUUCCGCUGGAAAGGGGAGAAUGUGGCCACAACAGAGGUUGAGAUGACCCUGGCAACCCUGGACUUUAUUCAAGAAGUCAACGUUUAUGGGGUGCCCGUGCCAGGGCAUGAAGGUAAGAUUGGGAUGGCAGCCAUACGGCUGAAGGAGGGGCUGUCCUUUGAUGGCAAGAAGCUGUAUAUACAUGCCAAGCAUUAUUUGUCAAGUUACGCCAUACCCCGCUUCAUUCGUAUCCAGGAGGCCCUGGAGAUCACAGGAACUUUCAAGCAGUGCAAAACUCAGCUGGUGAAGGAAGCAUUCAAACCUGCCAUCAUCAGUGAUCCCCUCUUCUUCCUCGAUGACUCAGAAAAAUGUUAUGUGCCGAUGACUCAGCAGAUUUACAGUUCCAUCACAGAGAAGAAGCUCAAGCUGUGAAAGGGGCUUCCAGGCACACUGAGCGGC
Messenger RNA from Elgaria multicarinata webbii, 1956 nucleotides. Its product is annotated as long-chain fatty acid transport protein 2-like. Gene Ontology annotation, cellular component: endoplasmic reticulum. NCBI's taxonomy places the organism in Eukaryota, Metazoa, Chordata, Lepidosauria, Squamata, Anguidae. The transcript has 10 exons. Bases 70 to 1929 code for a protein of 619 amino acids. Gene Ontology annotation, molecular function: long-chain fatty acid-CoA ligase activity; long-chain fatty acid transmembrane transporter activity. The record is from RefSeq and is a predicted model, not a curated record.